GUUUGCCCUUGAAUGGAACGUGUCCAUUCGUGUCAAUCUUUUUUUCGCAUCUGGCCGGGUAUCCUCUGUUGUGAUGCAAGCUUUCUCUUGCUUUUCGUCUCAGAAAUAGUCUUACUUGACGGAAUGGGCGGCUCAACUUUCAUUGCAAAGAUGUGUUGAACUAAUCCGAGAGCUGGGUGUUUUUCGAUGUCCAUUCAGCCGUUUCUUGCACCGGAGUUUUUUAUUCUUUUAUGCGGCCUGUUUCAUGUGUUGUCUAUUUUUUUUUCAGUUACAAUGAUGGCGUCUACAAUUCAAUCGAAAGUAGAUUUUCAUUGGGGCCGUCCCUCUAGACUUAUGCUCAUUGCCUUUGAUUCAGCUCACCAGCUUUCACCAAUUUUCAGCAAUCGGGCCAUACCGAAAACACCUUAUCAGCCCUCUAGUCGACUAAUAUAUUGGUGUACGACAGUUGUGUCUUCAGAAACCGCUAUUCAUCUAUGGGCUGUUUGCCCAAAGUUCAAAGCCCUAAAGAAUCGAUCAUUGCAUCGGAUAUUUUGUGCCAUGCCAAGAGUCGAUUGCUCUCGGGUCCAGCUCUUGUCUCUUUGAUGGGGAUUGGUUCGAUCAACGGUCGUUUCUACUCUGUCUAGCAGAAACAAGCACAAUAUCUGAUUUGUGGUCUAUAUUCAGAAAUGCUUUUCUUGAAGCGAGGUCUCUUAUGAGACCGACUGUACACGAGACCUUGUACAAGCUCUUGUAUAAAGGUUGUGUAAGCUUUUGCACAAGCCCUCUUGCGC
Messenger RNA from Metschnikowia bicuspidata var. bicuspidata NRRL YB-4993, 770 nucleotides. RefSeq lists its product as uncharacterized. Bases 187 to 582 code for a protein of 131 amino acids. NCBI's taxonomy places the organism in Eukaryota, Fungi, Ascomycota, Pichiomycetes, Serinales, Metschnikowiaceae. The transcript has a single exon. The record is from RefSeq and is a predicted model, not a curated record.